This is a messenger RNA of Portunus trituberculatus (swimming crab), 1009 nucleotides long. RefSeq names its product exosome complex component RRP4-like (gene Rrp4). The record is from RefSeq and is a predicted model, not a curated record. Bases 16 to 906 code for a protein of 296 amino acids. NCBI's taxonomy places the organism in Eukaryota, Metazoa, Arthropoda, Malacostraca, Decapoda, Portunidae. Gene Ontology annotation, biological process: TRAMP-dependent tRNA surveillance pathway; CUT catabolic process; nuclear polyadenylation-dependent rRNA catabolic process. The transcript is spliced from 8 exons. Gene Ontology annotation, molecular function: RNA binding. Gene Ontology annotation, cellular component: cytoplasmic exosome (RNase complex); nuclear exosome (RNase complex).
ACUCGAAAAACAAUCAUGGCUGCAUGCAUGGUGAAGGAGCCGGGGUUGACGGGUGAUGUGCGGCGAGUGCAGGCCAUGGUGGGCGUGCAGGGGACCGCCCAUCCGCGUCUUGUCACCCCUGGAGAGGUCAUCUCGCAGGACACCAGUUUCAUGAGAGGGCAUGGCACCUACAUGGAGAAGGGUGUGCAGGUGGCCUCUGUAGCAGGCUAUGUGACCAGAGUGAACCGCCUCAUCACUGUCACUCCUCUGCGUCAGAUGUACCAAGGAGCCGUGGGUGACACUGUAGUGGGGCGCAUCACCAAAGUACAGACCAACAGAUGGAAGGUGGAUGUCAACUCACGACUCGAUGCAGAACUCCGGCUUUCAAACAUUCAGUUACCUGGAGGAGAGCAGAGGAGAUCCAAUGUAGAGGAUGAGCGGGACAUGCGAGCAUUGCUGACUGAAGGUGAUCUGGUGUGUGUGGAGGUGCAGAAGAUCUGUGAUGAUGGUUUGUUAAGACUGGCUGCUCGCAACAUCAAGUUUGGGAAGCUUUCACAAGGUACAUUGCUUGCUGUGUCUCCUUCACUCAUAGUGCAAGACAAACAGAGGAUGCAUGACUUACCUUGUGGAGCACGGGUAGUGUUUGGAGCCAAUGGUUAUGUGUAUAUCACACCAACUGUGCCGCAGGAACAAGCAUCAACUUAUAUUGUCAACUUUGAAGAGGUGCCAGUUGAAGUCAGAAAGACAAUAGGUCGGUUGAAGAACUGCAUCAAGCUUCUGGCCCACCAUUCCAUCAUGAUUUCCCCCACCAGUGUAAUGACUGCCUUUGACACGUCUAUUGAGCAAGAAUUUGAAAUCAAAGAUUUGUUAAAACCAGAUGUGAUGCAGGAUGUGGCAUUGGCCACAGUGCAGUCCAUGAAUGAGUGAAACCUUUGGAAAGUGCUUAUAUUCAUGUGUUAGGUGUCAUAUACCUGUUUACUCUUUUCAUUGUUCAUGUAUGUUUAUAAUGAUUAAAUGAUAAUGCACUUGA